GAGCGCGCGGGGGUCCCCCGGUAUAAAAGCGGGCGCCGGGAGCGCCGAGUCCUUCUCUCACCGUCACCUGGCCACGGGGCAGCAGCAGUAGCAGGCAGCGGACUCUCCGAAACAAAGCACUCGCCAUGGGAAAGGAAAAGACCCACAUCAACAUCGUGGUCAUCGGCCAUGUGGACUCCGGCAAGUCCACCACCACCGGCCACCUCAUCUACAAGUGCGGCGGCAUCGACAAGAGAACCAUCGAGAAGUUCGAGAAGGAGGCGGCCGAGAUGGGCAAGGGCUCCUUCAAGUACGCCUGGGUGCUGGACAAGCUGAAGGCCGAGCGUGAGCGUGGCAUCACCAUCGACAUCUCCCUCUGGAAGUUCGAGACCAGCAAGUACUACGUCACCAUCAUCGACGCCCCUGGGCACAGAGACUUCAUCAAGAACAUGAUCACGGGCACCUCGCAGGCUGACUGCGCUGUGCUGAUCGUCGCCGGUGGUGUGGGCGAGUUCGAAGCUGGUAUCUCCAAGAAUGGUCAGACCCGCGAGCACGCCCUGCUGGCCUACACCCUGGGCGUGAAGCAGCUCAUCGUCGGGGUGAACAAGAUGGACUCCACCGAGCCCCCCUACAGCCAGAAGCGCUUCGAGGAGAUCACCAAGGAAGUCAGCGCCUACAUCAAGAAGAUCGGCUACAACCCUGCCACCGUGGCCUUCGUGCCCAUCUCCGGCUGGCACGGGGACAACAUGCUGGAGCCCAGCACCAACAUGCCCUGGUUCAAGGGGUGGAAGGUCGAGCGCAAGGAGGGCAAUGCCAGCGGCACCACCCUGCUGGAGGCCCUGGACUCCAUCCUGCCCCCCAGCCGCCCCACGGACAAGCCCCUGCGUCUGCCCCUGCAGGACGUCUACAAGAUCGGAGGUAUCGGCACCGUGCCCGUGGGCCGUGUGGAGACUGGCACGCUGAAGGCCGGCAUGGUGGUGACCUUUGCCCCCUCCAACGUGACCACUGAGGUCAAGUCCGUGGAGAUGCACCACGAAACCCUGGCUGAGGCUCUUCCUGGCGACAACGUAGGCUUCAACGUCAAGAACGUGUCGGUGAAGGACAUCCGCCGUGGCAACGUGGCUGGAGACAGCAAGAGCGACCCCCCCCAGGAGGCUGGCAGCUUCACCGCCCAGGUCAUCAUCCUGAACCACCCUGGCCAGAUCAACGCUGGCUACGCCCCCGUGCUGGACUGCCACACCGCCCACAUCGCCUGCAAGUUCAACGAGCUCAAGGAGAAGAUCGACCGCCGUUCCGGCAAGAAGCUGGAGGACAACCCCAAGUCCCUGAAGUCUGGGGACGCCGCCAUCGUGGACAUGAUCCCCGGGAAGCCCAUGUGUGUGGAGAGCUUCUCCGAGUAUCCUCCUCUUGGUCGCUUCGCUGUGCGUGACAUGAGGCAGACGGUGGCCGUCGGGGUCAUCAAGGCUGUGGAGAAGAAGGCCUCCUCUGGUGGCAAAGUCACCAAGUCCGCUCAGAAGGCCACCAAGGCGAAAUGAAUCCCCCUCCCCCAGGCUGUCCCUCAGCGCCUGGGGUCUCGGGCACUGCGCCCCGCCGUGCCCCCGACCCUGAGCGCUCUCCUCAAGGACUGGCUGAUGCUCAUUAAAACUCACCGCAAGAGUUUCCGCAGGAAAAA
Messenger RNA from Lepisosteus oculatus (spotted gar), 1651 nucleotides. RefSeq names its product elongation factor 1-alpha, somatic form-like. Gene Ontology annotation, molecular function: translation elongation factor activity; GTP binding; GTPase activity. Gene Ontology annotation, biological process: translational elongation; translation. The record is from RefSeq and is a predicted model, not a curated record. NCBI's taxonomy places the organism in Eukaryota, Metazoa, Chordata, Actinopteri, Semionotiformes, Lepisosteidae.